Molecule: messenger RNA, 970 nt
Organism: Drosophila virilis
Lineage: Eukaryota; Metazoa; Arthropoda; Insecta; Diptera; Drosophilidae
Product: nurim homolog
Cellular component (GO): nuclear membrane
Source: RefSeq, a predicted model, not a curated record
AACACCGCCUUAUUCUCUGCUGCUGGUCGCGUCAAGUUGUUUACGUUUUUUGUAUUUUGUUUAAAUAAUAGAAGAAAAAAAGGAAGUUAAAAUGCCGUCCUUUGCGAAGGUUAUUGUGUUGCUAGCCUCUCUAGCGACAUUCUGUUAUACGUUUUACGUGGUCAGAAAAUUAACGAUUUUUCUUUCCGAACCGCGUUCUAUUUCAAAUGCGCACACUUGGAUCUUUAAUUUAUUGGACAAUAAGUCACGAUUGGAAACCGCCUAUGGGCCAAUUGUAAUGGACACCCUCUAUGUGAUUGGAUUCAUAUUUCAGCACAGCUUCCUCAAGUCAGCAUUCGUAAAGAAUCUGCUGCGUAAAUUGCAUUUGGCUCCCGCGGAGCGAACUAUUUAUACUCUGACAUCAUCGUUUUGUUUACAUUAUCUCGUACAAAACUGGCUGCCAGCUCAGUCUAUUGUGCUCUGGCAGAUCAAUGUGGAUGAGAGCGCACCGCUCUGGUGGACUUUUGUGAUAACUCAUGCACUAUGCUGGACAGUCAUUUACGGUGGCACCUUCAUAAUGGAUCCGGUGGAAUUGCUGGGCGUCAAGCAGACCUACUAUGAUCUACAUAACUACUCGGAGCCCUUAGCGUAUAAGUCGCUUGAGUUGCGCAAUCUCUAUUCACAUGUGCGCCAUCCAUCCUUCGUUGGAUUCACUCUAAUUCUGUUUGUCACCAAUGUAAUGAGCCUUGAUCGGCUGCUGCUCGCUGUCCUGCUUACUACGUACAUGUACGUAGCUUGGUCUACUGAUGACACUGAUGUCGCCUACCAGCAGAAGCAGCUGCAGCGUAAAAAACUCGGCUUGAAGGCUCAUUAGGGGCAUCAUGCACUUGAUCUUGAACAAUAACUCCCUCCUAGUUUAGUCUUUAACUAUAACCACAUACCUUUUUAUAUUCUCGUACCUAAUAAACUACUAACUCAUUUAAACCACCGA